AUGGCGGGGACGCAACAACCGGUGGUGUGUGUAUUCUGUGGUUCGUCGCCCGGGAGCAACCCGGCACACCUGGAAUCAGCACGCAGCCUAGCCAGAGCUCUCCACGAAGCGGAUUACAAGCUUGUAUAUGGAGGAGGGACCAUGGGGGUCAUGGGAGAACUCGCCAAGACAAUUGUCUCUUUAUCUGGUCCUGAGUCCGUCCAAGGCAUCAUCCCACGCGCUUUGAUACGCUCGGAAAAGGAUGUCACGAGCCGGAGCGCAACCAGUCAAUUCUCGGCAAAGGAAGCUGAGCGCACCAUGUCCGACGAUGAAUUGAAGAGGAUCGAUAGCAGUGAAGACCCCGACGCCUGGAUUGUCCCCAAAUCCGAAUUCGGCGGUACGACCAUUGUCCCAGAUAUGCACACUCGCAAACGAUUGAUGGCCCACUCCGUCGAGGCUGGAGGUCCAGGAUCCGGCUUUGUUGCGUUGGCAGGAGGUUACGGCACAAUGGAAGAAGUCUUGGAAAUGGUCACGUGGAACCAGCUGGGUAUUCAUAAGAUCCCUAUCAUUGUGGUCAACAUCAAUGGUUAUUGGGACGGCCUGCUAGAUUUGGUCAAGAACAGCGUCAGAGAGGGAUUCAUCAGUCCAGGCCAGGCCAACAUCUUGGUAGAGGUAAAGCGCACAGAUCAAGUGAUCGAGGCAUUGCACAAGUAUCAGGUGGCCGAGGGGAGAUAUCAGCUGGACUGGAACCGGAUAGAACCAUAA
Exophiala aquamarina CBS 119918 is the source of this 744-nucleotide messenger RNA. RefSeq lists its product as uncharacterized. NCBI's taxonomy places the organism in Eukaryota, Fungi, Ascomycota, Eurotiomycetes, Chaetothyriales, Herpotrichiellaceae. Gene Ontology annotation, biological process: cytokinin biosynthetic process. Gene Ontology annotation, molecular function: hydrolase activity, hydrolyzing N-glycosyl compounds. Gene Ontology annotation, cellular component: cytosol. The record is from RefSeq and is a predicted model, not a curated record. The coding region runs from base 1 to 744 and encodes 247 amino acids. The transcript is spliced from 2 exons.